AUGGAGGAAGCAUUGUGUCCUAAGAUUGGCAUGGAGUUUCAGUCAGAAGAUGAGGCAUACAACUUCUACAAUAAGUACGAAUUAGUUGUUGGGUUCAGUGUUCGAAAAGACUACUUGAACAAGGAUAAUGAUGGUGUAGUUACAUCGAAAAGGAAUAUUCUUGAAACAAUCAUGGGAAAAGAGGCAGGUGGAUUAGGAAAUAUUGGCUACACUCGUGAUGACUUAAAAUGCUAUCUACGAACAAAAAGAGAGAGGGGAUUAAAGUAUGGUGAAACUGGUGCAAUGCUACGAUACUUUGAAGAACAAAAAUUGGAAAAUCCGUCAUUCUUCCAUGCAGAGCAGCUUGAUUGUGAAGAACAAAUUACAAAUAUAUUUUGGAUUGAUGCAUCAAUGCUAAUGGAUUAUACCUAUUUUGGAGAUGUGGUUACAUUUGACACCAUAUAUAAAACUAACAAGGAGUACAGACCAUUGGACGUAUUUGUGGGAUUCAAUCAAUUUAGACAAUUGGUUAUUUUUGGAGCAACUCUAUUGUAUGAUGAAACCAUUGAAUCAUUCAAGUGA
Coffea arabica (coffee) is the source of this 561-nucleotide messenger RNA. RefSeq names its product protein FAR1-RELATED SEQUENCE 5-like. NCBI's taxonomy places the organism in Eukaryota, Viridiplantae, Streptophyta, Magnoliopsida, Gentianales, Rubiaceae. The record is from RefSeq and is a predicted model, not a curated record.